Molecule: messenger RNA, 747 nt
Organism: Colletotrichum spaethianum
Lineage: Eukaryota; Fungi; Ascomycota; Sordariomycetes; Glomerellales; Glomerellaceae
Exons: 3
Coding region: 1-747 (248 amino acids)
Source: RefSeq, a predicted model, not a curated record
AUGCUUUCCAAGACCCUUCUUUUGGCUCUCGUCGCCGCUCCCUUCGCUGCUGCUCACGGCAAGGUCGCCGCCGUCGUUGGCGAUGCUGGCGGCAACGGUACCGCUUUGGGCAUUCAGGGAGGUGUGGUCCCUGGUCCCGGUCCCAACAAGAAGACCGAACUGGACACCACCGUCUUCUCGAGCAAGAACAUCAUGACCGACGGUCUCGGAAAGACCACGGGCCAGGGCAAGGUCAAGCUCGAUGACAUCAGACAGGUGAUGGAGCUGUCCGGCAGCACCCUCCCCCAGGUCUCUGCUACUGGCGGCAACAUCACUGGUACUUUCCACAUUGUCACCACCGACGGUGCUGGCUCUCUGCAGGCCGUUCUCGACACCACGGGAACCGGCGCCUUCUCUCAGGGUACCAAGCUCCAAGUUCUCCAGCAGGUUCCCGGCAAUGGUGGCAACAUCAGGCCCAACGGCAAGGUCCCCGGCGGCAAGCGCUCUCUAUGGGAGAGGGCUAUGAGCGUCAUCACCAAGCGUGCUUCCAACGUCAACAUGGACUUCCCCAUGGCCUUCGCAGUGCCCGCUGGAACCACCUGCUCUGGUUCCAUGGGUGGCCAGAGCAAUGUCUGCUUGGUCAAGAUUGCCAACAGCAACGCUGCCGGUCCUUUUGGCGGUGUUGUCCCCUUUCAGAUUGCCGGCAGUGGGUCGGACACUAACACCACCGCCACGAAUGGCAAGCGCACUGUUGAGUUCCAGGCAUAA